This is a messenger RNA of Adelges cooleyi (spruce gall adelgid), 1259 nucleotides long. RefSeq names its product kelch-like protein 28. Gene Ontology annotation, molecular function: protein binding. The record is from RefSeq and is a predicted model, not a curated record. Lineage: Eukaryota; Metazoa; Arthropoda; Insecta; Hemiptera; Adelgidae. The transcript is spliced from 8 exons. The coding region runs from base 133 to 870 and encodes 245 amino acids.
UCUAAUUUGAAUUUUCUAACUUGAAAAAAAUAAAUCUACUAAGUACUACUGUUUAUUCGGUAUUUUGUUUUUUUCUUUAUUAAACCGUAAUCGUGACUAGUUUAUACUUUACGACAAACACAAUUGUUCAACAUGUUUCCAAAGUACUCGCCACAUAACAUACCAAUCAAAACUUUGAGCAUUAUGUAUAAACAUUUUCGAAACUUAUACGGGUUCUUCAAAGAGCAAACCUUAUGUGAUGUUCUGUUGAUAUGUGAUGAUGGCGUUCAAAUUUCAGCACAUAAAGUAAUUUUAGCAUCCGCAAGCCCUAUGCUAUUAAAAAUGUUCGAUGGUGGCUUUAAAGAGACCAAAGAAAUUAGUAUGCCUAUUAAAGACAUCGAGUCUGGUAUUCUGAAGUCAAUUGUAACGUGUGCGUAUACAUUUCAGAUGGAUAUCAAUAAUAAUAAUAUUGAAAAACUAGUAAGAGCUUCUGACUACUUUCAAUUUAACUAUGCUAAGGAUUUGUGUUACGAUUAUGUUAAAAAUAACAUAAAUGUCAGUAAUUGUCUUAAUAUUAUGAGAUUUGCUGAACCUACAUCACUAAAAGGGCUGUACAAUUAUUGUUUCUUGUAUUGUUUAGAAAAUUUCAAUACAAUGCUGGAAUCGCAAAUAAUACAAUUAUAUGAAUUAAAUUUUGAAGAUAUUUUUAAAAUCAUAUCAAAUGAUCAUUUGAUGGUCGAAUCUGAAGAAAAGAUCAUUGAUUUCAUUUUUGAAUGGAUAAAAUAUGAUUUAGAGGAACGAAGGAAAUAUUUAUCAAAUUUACUGAAUUAUUUAAGGUUACCUUUAGUUUCAAAAAAAGCAUUACUACGUAUAUGUGAUGAGCCAUUGUGAAAGUAUAUUUACGUGGUAGGAGGUCAAGGUACUUUAGGUGAAUUAGUAUUGAACUCAGUAGAAUAUUAUGACAUAUAUUCAAAGGAAUGGGCCGAAAUAAAACAGCCAAUGCCAAACGCUCGGAAUUCAUGCAGUUCUAUAAUUCACAACUCUGGUUUAUAUGUUUUUGGCGGAAGUGAUGGUAAAAACUUUUCAAGUAUUGUUGACUGUUAUAAUCUACAAAAAGAACAUUGGACGCAGUGUAAUCCUAUGCCAACAGCUACUGCUACAACAGGCAUUACAAGUAGAGGAAACGAUUUAUAUUUAUUUGGCGGUAUUCCUUAUUCAACAUCCAAAGGUGCUUACAAAAUGAACUUAAAUAAUUCAAAAUGGGAUACGCUUCCUGAUAU